GGAAGUUUCCUGACAUUCUGCAAAUGAAAAUUCAGGUGGAGUUCCACAGUCGCACGAGCAAUAUAAAUCCACAUGUUCGCUCCCCGUCCCUCCACCACUCGUCUUCACAACCCCAAAAAGAUAGGCAUUCACUCGAGACGCAGAAACAGCGAAAAGACACCGUCGCCACCGGCAAUGUUCAGCUUCAACGUGUCACCGCUACUCUCCUUCACACCCUCGUUGGCCUCAAUCACACUCGUCCUCUUCAUCACCUUCCUCACCCUCAAAUGCCUCCGCUUCCUCUUCUCCUCUGCCGCUGCUACUAACCUUCACCUUCCGCCAUCACCGCCGAAGCUCCCUAUCAUCGGGAACCUCCACCAGCUCAGUGAUUACCCUCACCGCUCGCUCCAAGCCCUGUCGAGACGCUAUGGCCCCUUGAUGAUGCUCCACUUCGGAAGCGCGCCCGUCCUCGUCGUAUCUUCCGCCGACUGUGCCCGGGACAUCUUGAAGACCCACGACCUCAUUUUCUCCGACCGACCCAGGUCAACCCUGUCGGAGAGGAUUUUGUACCACCGUAAGGACGUGUCUCUGGCGCCGUAUGGCGAGUACUGGAGGCAAAUGAGGAGCAUCUGCGUCCUCCAGCUGCUGAGCAACAAGAGGGUCCACUCGUUUCGGACGGUCCAAGAAGAGGAGGUCUCUCUGUUGAUGGACAAGAUCAAGCAGCAUCGCUCGGUGGACCUGAGCGACUUGUUUGCGUCGUUGACGAACGACAUCAUAUGCCGGACGGCUCUGGGGAGGAAGUACAGCGAAGGCAUGCAGGGCAAGAAGUUCAAGGUACUUUUAGCGGAUAUGAUGGGGUUGCUGGGCAUUUUCAACGUUGGGGACUUCAUUCCGAGCCUUGGGUGGAUCAACAAGCUAACUGGUCUAGACGCAAAAGUGGAGCGGGUCGCGAGGGAGUUCGACCAGUUCCUCGAAGAGGUGGUGGAGGAGCAUCGGAGGAAGAUGGAGGCGAGGAGCAUCGGCGGCGGAGGUGAAGAUAGGAGAGACUUUGUGGACGUUUUGCUGGACAUUGAGAAGGACAAAACUGUUGGUUUUGCUUUUGGUGCGGAUAGCAUCAAAGCACUCGUCUUGGAUAUAUUUGCUGGUGGAACUGAUACAACGUACACAGUCCUGGAGUGGGCAAUGACCGAGCUCUUAAGGCACCCUCGUGCCAUGAACAUUCUCCAAACUGAGGUUCGCAAAAUCGCCAACGGCAAGCCUAACAUAACCCAUGCGGACUUGGAGAAAAUGCAUUACUUGCCAGCAGUCCUCAAAGAGACUCUCCGCCUACACCCUCCGAUCCCGCUCCUCGUCCCACGACUGUCGACCCGGGACGUCAAAAUCCAAGGCUACGACAUCGCAGCGGGGACUAUGGUGAUCUUGAAUGCGUGGACCAUCGGGAGGGACCCCAGCACGUGGGACGAGCCGGACAAGUUCAAGCCGGAGAGAUUCUUGAACAGCUCGGUGGACUUCAAGGGACAGGAUUUCGAGCUGAUUCCUUUCGGUGCUGGGAGGAGGGGUUGCCCCGGUACGUCAUUCGCGAUGUCGACCAACGAACUUGUCUUGGCAAAUCUGGUGAACAAGUUCGAUUGGGCACUGCCCGAGGGUCUGAAAGCGGAGGAUUUGGACAUGACCGAAUGCACUGGUCUUACCAUCCACAGGAAAGUCCAUCUCCUUGCUGUUGCCACUCCAUUCCCUAGUUAAGACCAUCGUCAUUACCUUAUAUGUAUUGUUGUAAUAUCGUGGCGAAUGUUUGUGUAAUGAUUUUUUACUGUAAUCAAUUUGUAAUGAUUUUCAUCCGUCAUUAAUCUAUAAUGGUUUCGUAAUGUUUUAUAAUAGUUUAGUAACGGUUUUGUACCAA
Eucalyptus grandis is the source of this 1879-nucleotide messenger RNA. Its product is annotated as cytochrome P450 736A117. NCBI's taxonomy places the organism in Eukaryota, Viridiplantae, Streptophyta, Magnoliopsida, Myrtales, Myrtaceae. The transcript has 3 exons. Gene Ontology annotation, molecular function: monooxygenase activity; iron ion binding; oxidoreductase activity, acting on paired donors, with incorporation or reduction of molecular oxygen. The record is from RefSeq and is a predicted model, not a curated record. The coding region runs from base 73 to 1722 and encodes 549 amino acids.